UUGGAUAUAUUGUCAUCGGCAACAGAAAAUCGCAGCCAAACCAAAUCCAAACGCGAAAAACUCUCCCGCCAUGGUGGUCGUGGCAACCGCCCCCGCCACCAGCACUCCAUUCAUUCUCUCACUCCUUCCAACUCGCCACACUCCUCUCCCAUUUACACGAGCCGCCACUACUCUCCCCUUCUCUCUUCUACUUCGCCACCGUUCGGUCCUCUCUUCCCUCCGUUUCCAAAUCUCCUUUAAGUCCCCAUCCUCUACGCUUCACGAGGCCGACGAAGACGAAGAAGGCGAACAAGAUUUUGAAGAAAAUGAAGAAGAUGAUGAAUUCGAAUACGACGACGACGAAGAUGUUGCUGCUGAUGAAUACGACGACGUUUCGAGCGAGGCGUACGAUGGCGCCGUUUCCGACGAAGGCGAGGAAGCGUUCGAGGCUGCUAGACUUGGCAACGACGGAACGUUCAAGUGGCAGAGAGUUGAGAAGCUCUGCAAAGAGGUCAGGGAGUUUGGCUCCGAUAUCAUCGACGUCGACGAACUUGCCUCCGUUUACGAUUUCCGAAUCGAUAAGUUUCAGCGGCUGGCAAUACACGCUUUUCUAAGAGGCUCAUCGGUUGUGGUGUCGGCUCCAACGAGCAGCGGGAAGACUCUGAUAGCGGAAUCUGCG
Molecule: messenger RNA, 658 nt
Organism: Arachis ipaensis
Lineage: Eukaryota; Viridiplantae; Streptophyta; Magnoliopsida; Fabales; Fabaceae
Source: RefSeq, a predicted model, not a curated record